Messenger RNA from Helobdella robusta, 1470 nucleotides. RefSeq lists its product as hypothetical. The record is from RefSeq and is a predicted model, not a curated record. NCBI's taxonomy places the organism in Eukaryota, Metazoa, Annelida, Clitellata, Rhynchobdellida, Glossiphoniidae. Bases 1 to 1470 code for a protein of 489 amino acids. The transcript has 2 exons.
AUGACCGCACUGGCACGCAUUAGAACUACACUGAUUGUAUCAUUGUCUUACCUCGCCCUGGCAAGCAAUGCAUUACAACCGCCUACACCCAUAGAGACUUUAUUGCCCAACAUAACCAUAGCCAGUUGCUGCGUUACUGGUGACGUCCGUAUUCAGAUCGGAGGCGGAGCCACAAUCUGUGGGCUGGAAAUCACUAACGACGUCUACGACUCACGCAUGCUCGCAGUAACCGUUUUAAGAGAAGAUUUCCUCUAUCUGCUAGCAGUAGUGAAUGCUGACAAGUUCGGCGUGGACUUGGCGAGGGGUCACGUUGUCAAACUGUGGAUAGUCGUCUACAAAAACAACACGGCAUUAAAAGUCAUAAUACCUUAUCGUCGGGUUGCUCCAAUUAAUUUAAAUCGGAUUUACCGCUUGCACGUGUUAGUGUGGACUCUGAAUAAUGUUGACGAUAUAAUUCCACCUUAUUCAUUAUCAGAUGAAUCUCUCAUGGACUUACCCACUUUUCUGACUUCGCUCAGAAUGUACAACGCAACCUUGAAAUGCGUUCAUCAUUUGGAUGUCGUCCACCAAUUCGCAAGAACAUCAUCUGGAAAUUUUACCUGUCCUUCUGACUCGACAUUUACUAAUCGACCAACCUGUAUUUCUGAUGAAAAUUUUGAAAUACUGAUUGGCGAAACGGUAGUUUUUUGUGAUGCUGGUAGCCUGCCUAAUGUCAAUGGUUUGAAAAUUAUGAGGAAACCUGGCGAAACAAUAUGUCAACAAAAUCUUUGUCUGAUGGUUGUAACGGAAAAUAAUGGAACAGAGUUCAUAAGGCGCUGGGUCGCCAGUUUUAAUAGGAGCGAUUAUUAUCAAUAUUCAAAAUAUUAUCCACCUACUGAGUCGGGCGAUCAUGUAUUUUAUAUUCAUAUAUUCAGCAUGAAGUUAGGAUAUUUGAGACGCAACCCUGCAGGCAAAAUAUUUCACUGGAGCCUUGAAAAAUUUGUCACUGAAAACGAACUAUGCUCAUCCGCAGUUUUUAAAACCAGUUUACAAUUCAAAAUAUUAUCGGAUGAAGAUUCUGUGAAGGUUAACCACACCAACUCUAGUGACUUAACUACGGAAGCCAACCAACUUACGAACCGAGCUGCAGCAAAUGCAUACGAAGAUGAGCAAGAUGAAGUUCGCCAUUUCACGAUGACCACAGAUAUGUCCGCGAACUUCACUCUGUUGGAAGACAAAUUAUCAAAAUCUAAAAGAAAGGUGAGAAGGACGACGAUAUAUAGAACGCCGUCUAGUGCCUGGUCCCCUGCGAGCAGAUUAUACAUAUUAACAUUUUGCGUUCAGUAUUUUUACUUCAGGGUUAUCAAUGAAAUAUUUUGUACUUAUAGAUUCCAAAGACCAUUCAGUUUUCAAAUCUUUUACUCACACGAACAAAUCGUAGUUGAAUCAAAUAGAAGGUAUCAGUACAAGAAAACAAAAACCUAUGCAUAA